CACACACACACACACACACACACAGAGCAGGGUGCCAGGUUUGACAGCAGACAGCGCAGGCUCGGGUGGUGAACACAAACACACACACACACCUGUAACGAAGAUGCUGCUCAGGCUCAUGCUCCUCUGCCUCCUCGUCUCUCCAGUGCUGUCGUUGGACUGCUACGUGUGCAGCUCUUCUGCCACCAAUGAAGAAUGCAACAAGAACACUCAGGAGUGCCGGGCGCCGCUGGACACCUGCAUGACUGCCGUCGACAUUUUAGGCUCUACGAAAGCCAUAGUGAAGCAGUGUGCCAGCUGGGCCACAUGCAGUGGAGCUGCCUCGUCUGCCUCAGUCGACUCGAACGGAAACGGAAACACAGUCAACUGCUGCAACAGUUUCAACUUGUGUAACUUCAGUGGAGCCGAGUCCACUCACACACACACAGCACUGCUGCUUUUGACUGCAGGUGUGUUAUUCCUGCUGUCACACUGAGCUCAGUGGGAAAAACAAUGCAGUGAAAAGCAGAGUUACCCUGCUGCUCUGCUCAGAAAUGUGUUGGGAUGAAUAAUAUAUAAAAUGAUGUAUCAUAAUUUAUCAUGUAAAGACUGUUAAGCUCUGUAAUUCAGUUGAAGAUUGUGCUUUAAAUGUGGCUGCUGUAUGUGAAUGCUAAUGUAGUCAUAGCCACUGAACACAGGUUUUUAAGCAUUGUUGGAGCACUUAUAUUUGCUUUAAAAUCUCAUGUGAAUACUACCUUUAACUCUCAAAUUAAUUGUGGACUGUGCUUGUUUAUUCCAAUGCAUGAGCCAUCUCCAGUCUGAAACCACUUCAGAGGGUCAUAGCAUAUACAGAGGCAUGACAUGGCUCUACAUUUGUCCAUUUGCUGAAUUUUGGUUCUGUUAAUUAAACCCUACACAGACACAAACACGGGACAAUCAAAAUCACUCAAGUGUCACUUUUGGCUUAAAGCCUUCAAAUAAUUUAUUUUCCAGAUGCAACGCCGUGACUUUGAAACCGGGAAAAUCUAAAUCAAACUUAAAAGAUGCUAGAGAUAAAAAAAAACCCUGAAAUGCAUUGCUUCCAAAUAAAUCUCUCUCACGGAGAAGGAUGUAGACAGUGUGAUUUCCAUUUCAUCGUUAUUUUAUUUCAUUGUUUUUUUCCCUCCUAUUUGACAAGAUGGCUGAUUUAGCCCAGAAGACAAAAUAAAAACCAGUGUUUAC
Molecule: messenger RNA, 1200 nt
Organism: Chelmon rostratus (copperband butterflyfish)
Lineage: Eukaryota; Metazoa; Chordata; Actinopteri; Chaetodontiformes; Chaetodontidae
Product: prostate stem cell antigen-like
Exons: 3
Coding region: 104-475 (123 amino acids)
Source: RefSeq, a predicted model, not a curated record